ACACAGGAUGGUGAAAUGAAUCCUGGGAGGUUAAUUUAAAAACUCAUUAUUUGGGGAUUAUGGACAAGCACACACUGUACAAUAUCAAGAAUCACAAUAACAUGUAGACAGUUUGUGGGGGUGUGUAUGUUCUCAUGGAAGACUGCCGUGACCACAUGUUCCAGAGCAGCCUUUAUAAGGGUCAUCCCAGGUGAGGCUUUGGCUUGAGAGGAAAGGAGAAGGCAAGUGGUGAUCACUAAGCAUCUAAAGGAGGACGUGCAGGGAUGAGACCCAUGGACCACAGCGUGCUGAAAUGUUGUCUCUUCUCUCUACUCUUGCUAACAGGACACAAAAAACCUCCGCUUCGAGAGUCGUCUGCAGGUCAUACUGGAUGUGGCAUGUUCCUGAACUUUGGGAAAGUGAGCAAAACUAGUGCAAACCGUGGGGACUGGCUAACCGAGGCUGUGGAACUCAAUGCUAAAGGAGGCAGAGAUGAUCGCAACUAUCUUUGGGUGUCGCUGAAAAUGCGGUCUGAAAACCCCUUUCUGUCCCUGGUCCUGCCCAGUAUACUGAUCAUUGUGGCAGAUGUGGUGAGCUUCUCCCUGCCACUGGGAGGGGGCGAGCGUAUCCCAUUCAAGGUUACACUGGUUCUCAGCUUCAUCAUGUUCCUCAUCAUCCUCAACGACCUACUGCCUGGAGGAGGCCAGUGCAGCCCCAUCAUCCGAAAGCACUUCUGUUUCUGUUUGGUCAUCCUGGUGUUGAGCACGUUGCAGUCUAUGGUGCUCACACGCCUGGCUAAGUGUGGCACUCUCUGGCCCUGCAGCCUCUCCAAGUCCAAAGACUCACUGCUUAAAGACACAGACAAUGAAGAGGAAUCCAAAUCUGAUAUUACUGUCAUCAAACUGAAAGCCUCUGAGGAAAAGAAGAAGAAUACAGCCCUCCAAAAGGUGGUGAAAUUUCUCAACAAAAUGGCUGCACAAGAUCAGAAGAAAGCAAGACGCCAUCGCCUUGCCAACAAAGUGGACUUAAUCUGUUUCUGUAUCUAUCUCACCGUCCUCAUCGUUUAUGCAGUCGUCAUUUUAUAUUUCUCCUUUGGUUCUUCAUGUGAGAUCAACCAUUUAGAAUUCUGGGAAUACUAAAUUGUUUAUUUGCUUUUAACAAAAAUAUUGAAAGAAAUGGCGGUCAUAUGAUAGAGAAAGCAUUCCUAUAUCGUUCCUACUGUGGCGUCUGUGAGCGCACAGGCAGUGCCAUUGAGGCUAUCUCCAUUUUGAAGUAGUCCAUUUUCUUCUUCUACUAUUUCAAUGAGUUGGUAAACAAACUGAAAGGGUUUAUCCUGCCACAUGUAGUGAACAGGUAUAAAGUUAAGGUUGAUGAUUUACUGCCACAUGUAGUGAACAGGUAUAAAGUUAAGGUUGAUGAUUUACUGCCACAUGUAGUGAACAGGUAUAAAGUUAAGGUUGAUGAUUUACUGCCACAUGUAGUGAACAGGUAUAAAGUUAAGGUUGAUGAUUUACUGCCACAUGUAGUGUACAGGUAUAAAGUUAAGGUUGAUGAUUUACUGCCACAUGUAGUGUACAGGUAUAAAGUUAAGGUUGACAAUU
Messenger RNA from Oncorhynchus nerka (sockeye salmon), 1580 nucleotides. RefSeq names its product 5-hydroxytryptamine receptor 3B-like. Gene Ontology annotation, cellular component: synapse; neuron projection; plasma membrane. Gene Ontology annotation, molecular function: serotonin-gated monoatomic cation channel activity; acetylcholine-gated monoatomic cation-selective channel activity. Gene Ontology annotation, biological process: nervous system process; chemical synaptic transmission; signal transduction. Lineage: Eukaryota; Metazoa; Chordata; Actinopteri; Salmoniformes; Salmonidae. The transcript is spliced from 7 exons. The record is from RefSeq and is a predicted model, not a curated record. Bases 264 to 1118 code for a protein of 284 amino acids.